AAGAGAGAGAGAGACAGCAAAGACAGAGCCCUGCCCACUCUCACAAAACCAUUCAACUUGUGCACAGUGAGCACUCCCAGACCUCUACAGAGAACUCCACUUCCCUGGGGUAACCUUCUGAAGACGACUGCCCUUCCCACACAAAACUUCCCAAAGGACCAGACAUCCUCUCCGCUCCAGCACUGGCAAGACCAUCUUCUGUCCACACCUCUCCUUCUCCAUCCAUCUCUCAUUUUUCAAUGCAAGGAUUAUAAUUUUUUGUUCUCACUUUUCCUUCAGUUUAGGUGUAACUUUUUCUUACUUUUAGUCCAAGUCUUACAGUAUCUAUUUGUCCAGAGCUUUUAAGUAAACCUUGUCUGGAGGAGUUUUUUUCCCCCUCUUUGGCAGGAGGACCUAAACUUUUUCCACCAAUCAUCAUUUCGCCUGCCAGUUGGUGCGUGCUGCUCUGCUCUUAGUUGUCCGGACAGCAGACCUCAUCUAGGAUGUCUCCUCUGCCCCUGCUGAGUGGGAUUUUUCUGCUCUUUACCCAUAGCUGCGCCAGCGGCGGCUCUUUGCCCAUGGCAGACUCCUUGGCGAUGGGUGGUGGCCAGACGCAACCACAGACCCAGUCCCAAUUUCAGCUGGCACCGGAGGUCACCAACUGCCCGUCAUGCGCCCUGGCACAGCUAAACGAGGAGGAGGACGGCGGCAAAACCGACGUGGUGGAGGCGGUGAAGAGGCACAUCCUCAACAUGCUGCACCUGCAGGCACGGCCCAACGUCACGCAUCCGGUGCCCCGCGCUGCUCUGCUCAAUGCCAUCCGCAAGCUGCAUGUGGGACGCGUGGCCGAGGACGGCAGCGUCCAGAUUGAGGAUGAGGGCCACGGGCGUCCCGACCCCGCCGACAUGCCCGAGACGACUGAGAUCAUUACUUUCGCAGAGGCCGGUGAGUGCCACAGGUGUGUGUGGUGGGGUGAUUGUGCGUGUGUGAGAGAGAGAAAGAUAGAUAGAGUGAUAGAAAGAGCAACAGAAAGGUCCUUGUCUAAGGAGGCAAAAAACUAACAGGCAGCCUUGCUAAAUGCUACAAAGGCUAUAGGACUGCAACCCAGUUUGGCAGGUUUGCAGACCUAAUUCUUUGAAACACUCUCUUGAGAGGAGGGGGGUAGUGUCCACCUGUGCGAUAGAACAGUUCAACCUGUUGACUCUACCCAGAGAGGUGCUCGCAUCCUCCCCUUCCCCUGCCACCCCUCCCUUAAGGUCCCUAAUGACCUCCUGCUGAUUUAAAGAAUACCAAUUAUCUGCUUAGAAAUCCCCCAGGCUUAAGUACCAAAGCUGUGAAGUUAUUCAGAGUAGUGCGGUGGCAGUCACCGGGAGACCAAGCGAGCGCUUUGCUCAGAAACGGCAGAGAGAGAGAGAGAGCGAGAGCGAGAGAGAGUUAUGGAAAGAAAGGCUCCUCAGGUUAAAGAAAAAUAACUAUUAUCCAGUUACUGCCUCUACUCCGUUGGCUGUCGACUGUGGAGUGAUGUGUUCAAAGGUGCUGUCAAGCGUGUGAUGUGUAGAGCGAUCUGGGUCUGCUCUGCCUCAGAUAGUCCAGGAGGGGAAAUGGGAUAUAGAAAAAGCAGAACUGUGUCAGCAAAAGAACUAUGUUCCUUUUUCCUUACAUUGCAAACUGUGACUGUCAUUGAAGGUGCAGAAUGUUUUACAGUACAGUAUUUUGGAAAGGGUCAGAGACAGGGCUAUUGGAUUCAUAAAUACAGCACUGUAUAAUUGGCGAGGUGAUCUUGAGUGGUCUUGGGUCUGUGUCGCAGCAGGGGGAGAGAGAGGAGUGCUUGAAUGAGAGUGUAAAGGAUGUGCACUCCAAGUCAUGACUGACAUUUGCAGUGAGUUUAAGAGCCCCUCUUCACUAGGACUUGACAGAUUAAAUUUAGCGAAUCCUACUGCAGUACUUACGCUCAAAAAAUGUAUGUUUAAAACCAAUACUUAGACUUUAAUGAGAAUUUCCUCCCUUGUGUGAUGUCAAGUUGUUGUUCCUGCUAUGUGGUAAAAAAAAAAAAAACCCAAGGAGGUACAAGCAAAGAAUUCUAGGAAAACUAUGUACAUUUUCAAAGUAGGCUCUUCCUGUAUAGAGGUAGUUAAAUAGACUUAACUUUCCAAGCUGUCAUUUAGGAAUUCUAUAAAUGUUCAUUCUAGAAUGUGCUUUACAGUAAACUUAGAAAGAGUUGUCAAGUUGCUAUAACAUGGUAGUGAAAGCAAGACUUUGCAUGUCAGAAUUGGGAGAAAAACGUUUUAAAAUAAUUUUACAUUAAUUGAAUAAUGUAUUGAGGUUAUGUGAGUCAUGAGGUUGAGGAAACAAAGUUGAGUAAAAAAAUAAAACAGUUUUUCUACCUUCCUUGCAGUAGAAUAUGCUAUGCUGCUCAUUACUGAAGACAGGUUCCCUCCCUGACGUUCUCAACAGCAUACACUUGAAAGAACAGUUGAACCAUUUAGGAAAACCUGAGUGAGAGAGUACAGAUGUACAGAGUACAGAUUUGAGCCAGUUUGCUACAGCAGGAAAAUAAUCCUGCAGCAAAAGGAAAUGUGAAUUAUUAUGUGGAUUAUAAUUAAUGGAUAUUUUUGUAGGGAUUGAAACAUUUUUCGUAAGGGAAAAUCAAGUCUGAAAUUUCAAAGUAUAAAUAAAUUACAAACUUUAGAAGCCUUUUUAAACCUCAAAUACACUACAAGUUUAACAUUUCCUGCAUUGCAAGAAAGUUAUCCUGCAACAUGGUGAUCAAAUUAAGAUCCUAUAUCUGUAUAUGCAAUGAAUGAACCAUCAGUGCUGCUAAAAGCAAAACACUAAAAAAGCAUUGCCCCAUUGACAUGUUGAAGGAAAAAGAAAAAUCCUCAGUUUUUUUCCUCAAAGCUGACAGUACCAUUCAUUCUUGUGCUAUGGCUAGUAGUCAGAGCAAUAAAAUAUGUUUAGGAAUGUGAUGCACCCGUGCGUCAAUCUAAGUAACAUAAUUCAAAAAAUCAGUUUUUUUGCAUGGGCUGCGUCUCAAUCCACCACAUCCGCCUAUGUCGGCCUUCCGCAUCUGCGGCGGAAGGUGGCCAUGCUACAGCGAUGUUUGUCAGACCAUGAGACAUCCCGAAAAUCUGUCUUCUCACAAAAACGUCUGUAGCGUCGGAACGGUUUGGUCUAAAAUCUAAAAUGACCACUAUAUGUUUUGCUCUACGACCCACACAAGUGUAACAGAACUUGUCUGAAGGUAACCCGGUUCGGGUAAAACAAAAUGAAUGGAAGUAUGGAGGUUUUGUUCCAACAAAAAAAGGGGUGAAAUAUGUGUCCAAAAAAACAAAAAAUAUUUCCAGAGCUUUCUUAUAUCUCCUGGAUAUAGGACAGACACUUCAAAACCUUAUUCCUUAUGAUACAUUUUUUGACUGUCUGUUUUGCCAUUUAUGAAUGUGUUAUUCAAUGAGCCAAGACUCCCUGUAAUAGUGCUUAGGGAAUGCUAUUGGAAUUACUUCAGGUACACAUGAGUUAGCCUCCAACAUUUUUAUCAGUUUAUUAUAAGACAAUUGCAAUGCAUGUUUUAGAGACAUUCUUAAAAUGUAACUGAUUCAAUUUGGUGGUGGGUGAUAGCAUCUAACGUAUAUCCUAGUGGCAUUCAUAGAACACUGGGUUAUUUGUACAAGAGCUCUCCGAACAUUGCUGUCAUUGUCAUUAGAACAUACAGGGAACAUUCCUGGAACAUCUUGAGAGCCACAUAUGGUUGUUAGAGCAGGCAAGCACUCCAUUGAAGAGCGAUCCAUUUGGGAAGAAUGAGAUGAUUGGCACUUUCAGAGAAAAAUGCAGCUACAAUUCUGUGAACAACAUUACAUUUUUCAAGAAAUGCAUUCAGCCUUUUACUUAUCAAGAUGAUAAUUCAGAUAUUUACAAAUACAAUUUGGUUAUACAUGAUGCUGUCCAGGAGACAGUAAGCCGUAAUCUUUUCGAGCUUGAUUUAUCAAACCAGAACUCCUAAAAAAUUGCAGUCGGCAAAGAGGCAAAAAUGAAAAAGACACAUUUUUGAAUGAGUACUCUGUUUAGUCUGCUCUGAAGAAGGUCUACUAGUGGACUUUGAGUUGGCAGGUAUUGAAGCUGCUACAACUACCUCCACUACAACUGGCAGGUCACCUCAGGCUGCAAAAAAAUCUGAUCAAGUGACACAGAUUGUAUCGGAUUGAGUUCAUGUGAAUCUCUAGGCAUUUUUGUUGAACUCCUAUCAAAUUAGGCAGUAAACCUGUAUAAAAUAAUUCCCAUUUCUCUUAAAUUGGUAAACAAGAUAUGCCUCAAUAGUAUGUUAUAGUGGUAUCUUUCUGGUUGUUAUGUUUUCUAUGGAAGUGGUUCCUCAGUAGUGGCCGUGGGAGUAUUAGGACUCCAUACAAUAUAACUGGAACCUCAAGGGAAAGAUCAAAGGCCAUUAUCCCUCCAAAGGUAAACUGGAUAAAGAGUGGGAUUAUUGAACACAUGAAUUAGGACAGUAUUUGGAUAGAAGAGAAACCCCCCACUUAUGGUCCUCUAAGCUUUCAGGUAUUUCGGGCCCAUCCCUCACUCCAUCUCCUUUUUUUUAAGACAAGCAAAGGGGGAGGUAGGAAUGUGUCAAUGUUAUUUUCUAUCUUUUGUGUGGGACAGCUGCGCAAACUGUCCUUCUCGUCAGCUGAAUUGGUGUUUAUUGUUCAGGGAUUACUGUACCUCUCUUUAGUAUUUUCCCCUUCUUUUCUCACAAAUGUUUUCAGGAACCAUGUUGAGCAGCGGUGCACUCAAACGUACUUCCAAGGGCGGGUUUUCUUUGGGUUAGAGCCCCCUUGGGUUUGUACAGCUUAGGGAACUCUAACGCAAGUCCUAUUCUUUCGCCCCAGUGCAGGAUUAAGAAGGAACAAUGACGGAGCCACCGCUGGCAAACGCCCAUUAUUUUUAGACUGUGUUUGUGAUGCAGCGGCUGUGUUUGGACAGAUGGGUAUUGGCUGUGGACACACGCACAAAAACACACACACAGAGAGAACUGUCGCCAUUGUUGUUGCAACCAAAUGUGGGGUAAACAAACAGAAAGCAUUGAUGAUGACCUCCAUGGAAGUACUAGGAAUACUUUGGGGCUCAUUGGGAUUUCUUAGAGGGAGAGUAUAAAAUGGCAAAUGCUGGCUGUCCAACUCAUUUGUGUAGUUAAAAAACCAGACCCAUUUCAUAAUGACAUCACAGCCACUCUGAGGACAUUUAGCUCAGCAACAACAUGCAGUGUCUGUCCACAAAAAGAGAGAAAAAUUAUAUCUUACUCUGAACACACAGAGCCAAAGCUAAUAGCCAGAAAGUGAGCUUUACUGUAUGUGCUGUUGAGACAUCACUUUGUAAAGAUUUGCCUAUGUACUGUAAAUGGAAGGGAUUAGCCUAGACGUUCAAAAUGAUCUUGUUAGAAGAAGCUUUCCAGAGGAUUUCUCCAUGCUUCUGCUGGACAUGAGCCAGUUUUGACCCAGAGCUGAGAGAUUUGAGCUCAGAUACACCAGCAGGCCUCCCAUAGUGACACUAGUGAAGACACAUUGCCACAUCACAAGUGAAGUCACAUCUGCCUGUGAAAAGGGUACUUAUUAUGGUUAAUAACUGACAUCCUUCAACCUCUUACUGUACCUCUCUGAAAGACUUGCCUCUGGCUAUUGUGUGCUUUACAGUAUGCGGGCUGCCAUAAUGAUCACAAGUAAAGGUGACGCAAAUAUGUUAUGCAACGUUGUGGUUUUUAAACCCCAAAAUUAUGUUAUGUGCUGGGUUUGUUAGAGUUGAAAGGUAUGUCAUGGACAGUCCUGUUGUGUUGCGUCAUGCCAUGUGCUUGCUUGUGCUUGUGAAUGAGUGUGUGUGUGUGUGCAGUGAGUGACUGUGUACAUGUCACAAAACAUAUUUGCGUGUUGUACCCAAAAUGUACAAUUUGACUCUCUCCUGUAAAUAUUAUUCUCUUUGUUGUUAGCAUUGUACAUAACAGAUUCAUUUCCAAAUGACGUUCCCACAUUUGCUGUUUUAUUGAACCGAAAAAAGCGAAUUGAAAAAAAAAACAGACCAGAACUUGUCAUGUCAAGCAAGGCAAUGCUAAUGAUACGUGUGCCAUGCCUAAAAUUAUUCUGUCCCAUUGAUGUGGCCCUAUCACACCCCAUCAGACUCAGAUGUGGCCGUUGCAGUUCAAGGACCAGGCAGCAAAGCCUUUACUUACACUGAUAUGAGCUCAGACUUUAUUACAGCGUUUUACUAAUCUAAUCCUCCGAUCCUCUCUCUAUUUCUCCUCCUCUGUAGGCGACUCCCAGGGCGCGGUCAACUUCCUCAUCUCCAAGGAGGGCGGCAAGCUGUCUCUGGUGGAGGAGGCUAAUGUAUGGAUCUUCCUCCGGCUGGCCAAGACCAACCGCAGCCGUGCCAAGGUCACUAUCCGCCUGCUACAGCAGCGCCGUGGUGGAGACGGCCGUGAGGAGUCGGCGCCGGUGCCGCUGGCAGAGAAGGCGGUGGACACGCGACGCAGCGGCUGGCACACUUUUCCUGUGUCGGCCAGCGUCCAGGCCCUGCUGAAGCGCGGCGCCAGUACACUCAGUCUGAGGGUCGCCUGCCCGCUGUGUGCCAACGCUGGUGCCACGCCCAUCCUGGUGUCGGCCAGCAGCGGGCAGGAGCGUGAGCAGUCUCACCGGCCCUUCCUGAUGGCGGUGGUGCAGCAGGGUGAGGGCGGUGAGCCACGGCGGCGCCACAAGCGGGGCCUGGAGUGCGACGGCAAGGUGAGUGCCUGCUGCAAGCGCCAGUUCUACGUCAAUUUCAAGGACAUUGGCUGGAGUGACUGGAUCAUAGCGCCAGGGGGAUACCACGCCAACUACUGCGAAGGCGACUGCCCCAGCCACGUGGCCAGCAUCACAGGCUCCUCGCUGUCCUUUCACUCCACUGUCAUCAACCACUACCGCAUACGGGGCUACGCGCCCUUCCAGAACAUCAAGUCGUGCUGCGUGCCGACACGGCUACGAGCCAUGUCCAUGCUCUACUACAACGAGGAGCAGAAGAUCGUCAAAAAGGACAUCCAGAACAUGGUCGUAGAGGAGUGUGGCUGCUCCUAAAAGCCUG
Messenger RNA from Coregonus sp. 'balchen', 7068 nucleotides. The record is from the annotation of a GenBank genome assembly. Lineage: Eukaryota; Metazoa; Chordata; Actinopteri; Salmoniformes; Salmonidae.